GCAUCUCUAGGCAAAUCCUAUACAGAAUUCCCAGGCCCGCGAGUUCUCGCUGCAUCAGCAUUCACCAGAAUCUUCGCCAGCAAUACACCACCUAACAAGCGCAACGGCGUCGUCCCAUCGCUGCGCCCGCCGUUUCCAUCGUCGUCAGCAGUAGCAGCAGGAGCAGGAGAGGCGGAGCCACUGUGGCAUUAUGGCCCUAACUAAUCGGGAUCGGGAACGGGGCUCUGGGCCAUUGCCCAAUCGCUGGCUGUACUGUCCGCGCAAGAGCGAUACCAUCAUUGCGGAACGCUUCCUGGCCUUUAAGACGCCACUAAGCAGUAAAUUUCACGACAAGAUGCCCAUCGAGUGCACGUUUCAACCCGAAAUGCUUUUCGAAUACUGCAAGACGCUCAAGGUGAAACUGGGACUCUGGGUUGACCUGACCAACACGAAACGAUUCUACGAUCGGUCCGCGGUGGAGGAGCUCGGCGCUAAGUAUAUUAAGCUCCAGUGCCGUGGACAUGGCGACGCGCCAUCGCUGGAACAGACGCACAGUUUCAUCGAGAUCGUGGACAACUUCAUUAACGAGCGUCCAUUCGACGUUAUAGCCGUGCACUGCACGCACGGCUUCAACCGCACUGGCUUCCUGAUCGUCUGCUACAUGGUCGAGCGACUUGACUGCUCCGUUUCGGCAGCGCUCGCUAUCUUUGCUAGCGCUCGGCCGCCGGGCAUCUAUAAGCAGGACUACGUCAACGAGCUGUACAAGCGCUACGAGGACACGAACGUCGCUCCAGCGGCACCAGAACAGCCCAAUUGGUGCAUCGACUAUGAUGAUGGCAACGGCGAUGGUUAUGUGCAGGACAACAGCUCAUCCACGUCACAGCAGGCCGGCGAGCAGGAUGAUGAGGCCGAGGAGGUGGAUGGAGAGGAUGCGGACGGCGACUGUGACGCCUCCACGUCGGACGGUCAGCCGCGAAAGAAGCGACGGCGCGAGAUGAUCGUUAAGAAUGCCACCUUUAUGGCGGGAGUGCCGGGCGUGCGACAGGUGAGCGACCAGCCGCGCCUGGGCGAUCUACAGCGGAAGGUGCAGGACUGGUGCGACUGGAAGAAGAACGGCUUCCCCGGAGCACAGCCCGUAUCCAUGGACAGGGAGAACAUAAAGCGGCUCAGCGAGAUACCCUAUCGGGUGUCGUGGAAGGCGGACGGUACACGUUAUAUGAUGCUCAUCGAUGGAAAGGACGAGGUAUACUUCUUCGAUCGCAACCACUCCUGUUUCCAGGUGGAGAAUGUGACAUUCGUGGAGAGCAGGAACCUAAACGAGCACCUCGACGGCACUCUCGUCGACGGGGAGAUGGUGCUGGACAAGAUCGGCGAGACCGUAACGCCGCGCUACCUCAUCUACGACAUUGUGCGACUAUCGAAUCGCGAUGUACGGGAAGAGCCAUUCUAUCCAAAUCGACUGGACUACAUUAAGACGGAAGUUAUAGGUCCCCGAAUCCUGGGCAUGAAGCAUGGCAUCAUCAAUCAGCGCCUGCAGGCCUUCAGUGUGCGGGGCAAGGACUUCUGGGACAUUUGGAUGUCUGCCCGGCUGCUCGGCGAGAAAUUCUCGCGGACACUGGCACACGAACCGGAUGGCCUCAUCUUCCAGCCAUCCAAGCAGCCAUACACGGCUGGCACGUGCUUCGACGUCUUCAAAUGGAAGCCACAUGAGCUUAACUCGGUGGACUUUCGGCUCAAGAUCAUAACAGAGCGUGGCGAGGGAUUGCUGACGAAAAAGGUGGGCUUCCUAUAUGUCGGCGGACGCGAUGCACCCUAUGGACGGAUGCAAAAGUUGACGAAGGAGACCAGGGAAUUGGACAACAGAAUCGUCGAGUGCACCAUGAAUCAGUUUGGCAACUGGGAGUUUAUGCGCGAGCGAACGGACAAAAAGAAUCCCAACAGUUAUACUACAGCCCGCUCCGUUGAGGACAGCAUAAGGCAUCCAGUCACCAAGGAGUACCUAUUAAACUUUAUCGCGAGCUCUGGCUAUCGGAAUGAUCAUGCCAUGAUGCCGCCGCCGAUCAAUUCCCAUAACCCUACCCAAAACCAUAACCACAACCACUUCUAUGCCCAAGGCAAUGGCCACCACCAGGGACGUCCCUGUGUAAACCCGACAUUAGGAAAUUAAUCAGCGCGUAAUACAAAUAAAUUUAAUCUUGAGUUAUAUAUCGAAAAA
Messenger RNA from Drosophila sechellia, 2194 nucleotides. It is a transcript of the gene mRNA-cap, whose product is annotated as RNA guanylyltransferase and 5'-phosphatase mRNA capping enzyme. The record is from RefSeq and is a predicted model, not a curated record. Gene Ontology annotation, molecular function: mRNA 5'-triphosphate monophosphatase activity; mRNA guanylyltransferase activity; ATP binding. Gene Ontology annotation, biological process: 7-methylguanosine mRNA capping; protein dephosphorylation. The transcript has 6 exons. Bases 191 to 2146 code for a protein of 651 amino acids. Lineage: Eukaryota; Metazoa; Arthropoda; Insecta; Diptera; Drosophilidae.